GUCAAUAUUUGAGAAAGGAAUAAAGUCAUUUUUCUCUUCGGAAUGAAAGACAGAGGGCGAGCUAGUACAAACAAUUUACAGACUUUCCUCGUUUAAAUAACAUUGACCAAUUCCCUUCAUUUACCUGGCAUUUAAUCAAACAAUGUAUUCUAUUUUCUUGUUGGCAAGCGAACUGUUUUGAAGCAACGCUAGCUUGUGUGCAGCGAAGGAGAUUCGAUACUUUUUAAACGUGGAAUUAACUUUCUUUCUACUUUAGUGCGUUCAAUCGGAAUAUAUUUGGAUUUAAUUUUCUAGGUGCUUAUUUAUUCAUAGCUGGGUUAAUCACCAAACUAAAGUGAAGGAAUACACACAGCUCGGAAAUAACAAUGGCAUUUGUUUUAGGUCCAUCUGAAUCAAGACCACGUGACUUGAAAACCUCCAACAACACCUCGACCGAUAACCCCUUGUACCAGGACUUCCGGUUCAAAGGUUAUCCAUCUGAGGGAUUUUUCAACCCCCACAACCCACAGUACAAGAGAAAUUCAGCCGCUGAAAUGAAUGGAACGGAUACGAGCAGAUAUUUCGGCAAAACACAACACUUUGAUACAGGUUUUGAGCGCGCCAAAACUGACCGGCCUUCUGCCAGACCGCGUGCAACGCCACCAAUGAGGUCCAGUUCCGGAAUGGACAAUGCACGGCCAAAAAUAGACGAGGGACACAAAAGUCUACAAUACGGAUCUAACGAUCCGCGAAUUGCCGAAUCUCAACAAGUCCGACCCGGACCAAUGAGGGGAAUGGAUUUUGAUAGAGGCGAAAACGAUCGUGAUAGAUUGCGCAAAGAAAUGGUUGAAACUGAACAGGAUAGACAGAGGAUAAGAUAUCAAGAACAAUUGAGAAUGAGGGAUAGGGAUGAGGAGAGGAAGAGGCACGAGGAUAUGUUGGAGCAAAGAAGACAGGACAUGGAAAUGUUAAAAAAUUACAAUCCAUGGGGUCGUCCCGGGGGUGGAGCGCCGAUGGCCGAUACCAGAAAGCAGAAAUUUACCGAAUACCAACUCGACCCCUCGGAGAAUACUGAGUACAAGGAUAAAUGGGAACCAGCAUAUCCCGAGUUAGAAAAGAUUGAUUUUAGGAAAGAAAUAGCCCAGGAUAGAGUUGGCUAUGACCCGUCAGGUCCAAGAGAUCGCACCAGGUUCGAACAGAUGAAGCGUGAUCCUGCACCCAAUGCCGACUCUCCAAAGAAUAAAUCUCCCUUCGAAUCGAGAAACGGUCAAACCCAACAAGAUGGGAUGGUACCUAACCUUCCGAUUGGCCCCAACGGAUCUAUUGUUGACCGUCUCGGCACCCCAGGGGGCGGUGCUCCCCUUAGAACCGUUUCUGGAAAUCACGUGAAAACUCACUUGAACACUGCCAAAAUUAUCCAUUUUCAGGACCGGAGCAGACCGGAAGUAGAAAAUGUUAUCCGAUACGAAAAAAGUCCGCACAAUCAGCAAGAAUACGCCAACGAUCUGAAAAUGCAACAAAAACAAGAGUCUCUCCGAAACCAAGAGGAAAAAUUACACACUCUUAAACAGGAACUGGAUCAUUUAAAAGCAGCGGCAACGGAUAGAAGACCAGGAAAUCACUUGCGUUUAAAAAGAAAACUUUACAAUAGUAUGGACGCAAUCGAACUUAUGAAAGUUCAAGCCAGAGAUUCAUUCCAAGAAAGACGACAGCUUGAUGAGUAUGAUCCUUGGGGAAAAGGAAUAGGGAACCCUCUACGGAAUUCUGAUGGUUAUCUUAAGAAUAUCAGAAGGUCUUUCAGGAGUAGGAAGAAUGGUUAUGGCGAUUCGUAUGAAAGAGGAGGUAAUCCACGCACAGCUCCAGACACAUACAGGAGCGCAACAAACCCGUUCGAGGAGUAUGAUAAUCUCGGCAGAACUGGAAAGCCUAGAAAGCCAAACAUGGAAAUGCAUCCCAUCUAUCACCCGUUCGGAAGAUCCGGGGGAGGGGCACCAGUUAAAGACGACGCCGGCAAAGUUAAUACAAUCUUGCAUGGCCAUUCAGAUCGGCACUAUUUAAGUAACAACCUUUCUGAUUAUGAAAAGAGGCAGAAUGCGAUCAAGGCAAAAAUCUACUAUGCGGAAUUAGGUGAACAAUUGGAAGUCCAGAAUUAUAAGAGGCAGAAAGAAAAGGAAGAAAAGAGGAGACCGCAUGGUGAAUUGGCCGUUAUCAUUGAUGAUAAGUUAACUGGCAAACCCAGAAGGGACCCCAUUACUGGGUCCCUUAGAAAUCAUCAUCUGGGGAAUUCUGAUGUGUCACUGCAGAAAAUGGGAAGCCAGCCGAGGAACAUCGCUGAACAGAAACAGUAUCACGAUUUCUUGGACAACAUGAACGAAGAACGGUCCCGCAAGAACGCACUGGGCAAAAUGAAGGACUUCCAAGAAGGAAAGAAACAUUAUGACACGAUGGAUAACCUUUGGGGAAGACCCGGUGGAGGGGCACCUAAGGGGUACACCAUGAGGAAGUUCAACUUGGAUGAGAUCAUCCACCGCCCCACCCAUGAUAAAGCCACGGAAGAAUAUGUCAGAAAGCACGAUUGGUCAGAGGUAGAACCGGAAAAGUUCUUUUUAAAAGAUGACGAUGCGUAUUAUGCAACUCAAAGGUCCCCUCGACAGAACCCCAUGCUAUCCGCCAGAGAUAUUCAGGAGGGACGAUUAUCCCCAGGUUCCAUGCCUAAGAAAUUUAUAAAGAGCACUGUAACUAGUACUCAUGCCAAUAUGUAUGACUAUCGGGAAGACUACCCUCAGAAAGAUUACAGGGUCGGUGCUCCAUACGCCACUGUCAACGAAGGUUAACGGAAGUGAUGUGACUAGACAUCCGUCUGACCGAAAAAAAAACCAUAGCUGUGACAGAGAACUUUUUUUUCAGACCAACAAUCUCUUCAGUGCAUGAAUUAUUAACAAUAUCACUCGGAAGAUUUUAGUUUGUAUAAAACGGAUGUAAAUAGUUAUCGAUUAGAAUAACAACAAAACUGUUAAAUUGAAAUUUUGAUCUUGCAGACUAUCCUGAUUGUUAUAGUUUAACAAACAAACAAUGAACAACAUUCUUCCUGUUUAGAAUCUUUAUUACAUGUAUUUAAUUAAGGAAAUUGCGCUUUCUUUAACAAAAUACAAUAUUAGCAUUCUUAUCUGAAGGCGUUUGCAAAAAUAUUGCGAUUUUCGCCCGAAUGUUGCUGGUAGAAGGUAUUCAAUAAUGUACAUUAAUGUAUUUCUGGUUGUGGAUAUGGGUAAAUUUUGCUUGUUAAUACUCUCCAGCAUAUAAACUUCACAUCAUAUUAUAGUAAAAGUAUUAACUCGUGUGUUCUUGUAUAUAGAUACACGUGUGUAGGUAUUAAACUUUCGUUGGACUUUCGUCGUAUAAAUGGCCAUAUUUGGCGGUGUGAAAGAAUGAGCUACUGUUUCAAAAAUAUUUAUGUUUGAUAUUCAUAGUAUUUAUAUCAUUAUUUAAGUCGACUUAAUUUUUAUCAUUACGUUAAAAAAUGUGAAAAUGGAAGUUUAUAUGAUUUUCCGGGUUUUCAGAUUUAGUACCUUUUUUAAUCGUGUGUCCAUUUUUUAUUGAGUUUUAUUUUCAAUUUUGAAAAGGCUCUAAUCAAGCGAAGCUGUGAUAAAUGUUUUCUGUUUCAAUAUAAGCAUAGUUUUAUGUAUUUUAUAUUUGAAAAGAGAGCAAAAUUAGAUUGUUUGAUCGUGGUUUUUUCUUUUAAGUUUGUAUCAGUCAAAAUCGUUUAAUCCAUUGAUUUUUUCCAUUUUCAAAACAUUUCAUUAAGCUUAAAGUAGGUACGAAAGCUUUAGAAAAUUAUUAUUGUUAUCAAGAUCUACAUCAUAGAAAGGCGCUACUUCUAAAAGGAUUGUUAUUUCAAGUAUAUGUAUAACAAUUUUCCAAGGGCAUAUGUAUUAACUCUGCUGGUUGUUUCUUUUCUUUUGUUAUUUAUUAAUUUUUUGUCCGUGUGUAAUUUUGUACACAGAAUGUCAAUUUUUUACUGUUCUUUUAUGUAUAUCCGUCCAUUGAUAUAAUCAAAGAAUAUAUUUAUUAUUUCAUAGAAUAUGUCUACAUUAUAUAUAUAUAAAACUAGAAAUUCCCAUGGAGCACACUGUUUUUCUUGUUACGUGAGCGCCGUAUUAAAAUUUAUCAAUGCCUCAA
This is a messenger RNA of Magallana angulata, 4155 nucleotides long. RefSeq names its product zinc finger CCCH domain-containing protein 13-like. Bases 366 to 2813 code for a protein of 815 amino acids. The transcript is spliced from 29 exons. NCBI's taxonomy places the organism in Eukaryota, Metazoa, Mollusca, Bivalvia, Ostreida, Ostreidae. The record is from RefSeq and is a predicted model, not a curated record.